Leptinotarsa decemlineata (Colorado potato beetle) is the source of this 2218-nucleotide messenger RNA. Its product is annotated as protein toll. Lineage: Eukaryota; Metazoa; Arthropoda; Insecta; Coleoptera; Chrysomelidae. Gene Ontology annotation, cellular component: plasma membrane; extracellular matrix. Gene Ontology annotation, biological process: inflammatory response; toll-like receptor signaling pathway; immune response. The record is from RefSeq and is a predicted model, not a curated record. Gene Ontology annotation, molecular function: protein binding; transmembrane signaling receptor activity.
UUGCCUUAUCAUGUUAUAGCUGAGAUGAAAUCUGGAUCAGUGAAGUGUUGGACACAUUAUAAAAGCCUUCGAAAAUGAUGCAUAUGUACCGUAGGUACAAGGUACUAAAUUCCGGGAAAGUUGAAUAGCGGCUGAGUGUAGAUAACGCAGGAAGUGCCAUUUUCACUCUUCUGAAAUUAGUUUUUCGAAGCAGGAAGGAUGAGAUUCUUUGACGUUGUUCUGAUCUUCAUACUAGGGAACGAAUGUGUAAUGACGUCAUCCAAUGAAUGCAGAAACAGUGAACACUGUCGAUGUAUCAACAAAUUUGAAGAAUAUGAAUUUCAAUGUACGUCAAACAACGACAAUGUGGUUGUACAUGCAGUUCCUGACAAGUAUAUUAAAAUUGACUGUUUUUCCACAAAAUUCAAGGUCAAUAUUUUACCUAACUACACUGCCGGAAAUAUUGAACUUUUUGAAUUAAGAUUCUGCCCAUUGACCUUAAUUGACUUCUUCUCAGUUCUCGAGAAGUUCGGAAUUGAAAAUUUGGAAAAUGUUCGCUUGAAAGCAUUAUGGAAGAACUCAUCCAACGAAACUGUGUCUCUCACUAAAGACUUCUUACGAAGUCUUUCCUCUAUGCGAAAUCUUUAUAUUUCAGUUUCUGAUAAUGUCACAGAUGUUGAGGCAUUUGGGAACUUCCCAAAAUUAACGAAUCAAUACUUGCCAAACAAUUCUAUUCAAGAAGUGGGUGGUAUGUUCAUAAUCCCAAAACAUCUUAAAGUACUACACUUGUCGAACAAUGCUCUUACACACAUUCCUAAUGGUACAUUCCAGAAUCUUGUAGAGCUGCAGCAAUUACGUUUAUGGAAAAAUAACCUGAGUGGUAUAACAAAAUAUGACUUUGCUGGCUUAAACCAUCUGAAAUCUUUGGAGCUUAACAGCAAUCAUAUACAGUUCAUUGACAAAGAUGCAUUUUCUAAUCUAUCAGAGCUGAUAAUUAUUAGUUUGAAAGGAAAUCAAUUGGGUCAUAUCAAUUCGAAUAUUUUUAGGCAUAACCAAAAACUCAAUAAUAUUCUAAUAGAGUUCAAUUCCAAUGUUACCUUGGAUGACUAUGUUUUUGCCAAUUUGAAAAAAUUGUGUAUGGUGAAUUUGGCACAAUCAGGAUUGACAACAAUUCCAGAGCAUGUUUUUGAAGGUUCUGAAAAUAUAGAGACAUUAUUACUGCAAAAUAACUUUCUACAAGAGUUUUCAAAGGGAGUAUUCAGUAGUUUGAAGAAUCUCAAACAACUCAACCUGAGUAGCAAUAACAUUUUAUCCAUUCCUGAUACCUUACUGUCACCGCUUGUGAACUUGGAAGUCCUGGACUUGAGAGGAAAUAUUAUUUCUGAAAUCAAUUACAAAAUAUUCAAGUCGCCAAAAAAUCUCAAGAAACUAUUCCUGAACAACAAUCAAAUAAAAACAAUCAUGCCAAAUGCUUUUCAAAACAACAAAGGACUUAUUUCUAUUGAUUUAUCUAAUAAUUUGUUCGAUAUGAAAUACGAAUGUAUGUUGGAAUACAAUCCAUUCAUGAAUUGUGAUCAGUUAGAAGAAUUACUAUUAAGUGGAAAUCGUAUAGAUGAGUUUCCCUCGAUCAUCAUGCACAUGGUUCUUCGAAGGAAAUUGAAUUUGAAACAGGACAAUUCCAGCUCUUUUCAUGUAACCGAAUCAAAACACAUUGCAUCCAAAAAUGUGAAGGUGGACUUGAGCAACAAUAAGAUAUCUGUCGUGGAAUUCAAGGACUGGGAACAUCUUGCAAUAGAAACAUUCAAGAAUCAGAAUGUGAAAAAAAAUGUUGUACCCUUAACAACUAUUCUUCUUUAUAAUAACCCGUUGUCAUGUGACUGUCGUAACUACGAUCUGGUUCGAUAUUUCAAAGAUAUGUUGAAUCCUGCUGUGAAGGCUGUAGUUGAUUUAAGAAUUGUAGACAGCAAUUGCGCGGCGCCGGAUUCAUUGCAGCAUAUGAAAAUAGAAGAUCUUCAACCUCAGUACAUAAGUUGUCCAUAUCUUUCAAAAUGCGAGACCUCAAGCCAAUGCCAGUGUUUCUAUCGACCCUUUUACAAAUCCGUUUCAAUAGAUUGUUCAUAUAAAAACCUCACGGAAUGUCCCAGAAUUGAUGUGAAUUUUAGGAGAGUGGAAAUGAACCUAGUGGGAAAUAUUAUACGUUAUGGUCCGAAUUCCAGUUUAGGAUAUGACAAUGUGACUA